AUGAACUUUUCAACUGCUUGGUCCUCAAAUGCUGUCUCCAUCUGCCGUUCUUGCGGCUUGCCUCACAUUGUAAGAAUGGAGAGGUCGCUCAGAUUCCUCCUCCACAGCACAUCUGCUCUUUCAAAGACCGAGAAAGAAAAGUUUGCAGGCCUGGUUCAUGAUCGCAUGACUGAGCAGGUGUAUGAGCAAGAGUUGACCUCCUUCAAAUCUAAUGUUGUUCCUGCACAAGUGGAGAUUGUGCCGGUCAUGGCUGAGGGCAAGGCAGCCCUGGAUAGGGUCAACAAGGAACUUGGGCUCGCGUUUGACGCUUGGGACUUGGAGUACUACACUGCCUUAUUCAGGGAUGACAUGAAGCGGGACCCUACAAACGUGGAGCUCUUUGACAUCGCACAGUCUAACAGCGAACAUUCCAGGCACUGGUUCUUCAAGGGCAACAUGGUCCUUGACGGUGUCCCCAUGGACAGCACGCUCAUGGACAUUGUUGCUUCCCCACUGAAGGCGCACCCAAACAACAGUGUCAUCGCGUUCAAAGACAACUCCUCUGCCAUCCGUGGCGCUGUGGUGCGACCACUGCUGCCUACCACGUCGGGCUCACCCUCACCCCUGGCGCCACAGGAAAAGGACUGGGACGUGCUGCUGACAGCGGAGACACACAACUUCCCAUGUGCUGUGGCGCCAUAUCCAGGUUCCGAAACUGGCACUGGUGGCAGAAUCAGGGACACGCACGCAACAGGCAAAGGAUCUAUAAUGGGAGCGGCCACAGCAGGGUAUUGCGUUGGGAAUCUUCACUUGGACAAUUACAAAUUGCCAUGGGAGAAUGAGGAAUUUGAAUACCCAGGAAACCUGGCAACACCAGCUCAGAUCCUUAUCGAUGCCAGCAACGGGGCAUCCGAUUAUGGAAAUAAAUUUGGGGAGCCUGUUGUUGCUGGGUACACCAGGACAUUCGGUGCCCGGGUCGCUGAAGGGGAGAGGCGUGAAUGGAUCAAGCCCAUCAUGUUCAGCGGCGGUGUGGGACAGAUCGACCAUUCACACCUUGACAAGGAUGAUGGUGAGGUGUCCAUGCUGGUUGUCAAGAUUGGAGGUCCCGCAUAUAGGAUUGGGAUGGGAGGCGGCGCCGCAUCCAGCAUUCCCAGUGGCUCCAACAGGGCAGAGCUGGAUUUCGAUGCUGUGCAGCGUGGCGAUGCUGAAAUGUCUCAAAAACUGUGGCGGGUGGUGAGGGCAUGUGUCGAGAUGGGGAGCAGGAACCCCAUCGUCCAGAUUCACGACCAGGGAGCAGGGGGAAACUGCAAUGUUGUGAAAGAGAUCGUAUACCCACUCGGUGCAGAGAUUGACAUUCGUGGCAUAACCCUUGGGGACCAGACGAUGUCUGUGCUGGAAAUCUGGGGAGCAGAGUACCAAGAAAAUGACUGUCUACUGAUAAAGCCAGGAGACAGGGCAUUGUUUGAAGGCAUAUGCUUGAGGGAGAGGUGUUUGAUGCAGGUGAUUGGAUCCAUUUCCGGGACUGGGAGAAUCGUCCUGAAGGACAGGGAAGCGCCUCCUGAUGCCACCCCACCCGUCGACCUGGAUCUGGACAAGGUGCUGGGCAAGAUGCCAAGGAAGACGUUCACCUUUGAUCGGGCUCGGCCACAGCUGGUGGCCCUGGAGAUGCAGGAUGCGGAAACCCCGACCACAGCACUUGACAAGGUCCUACGGCUCCCCUCUGUGUGCUCGAAGAGGUUCCUGACAACCAAAGUGGACCGAUGUGUCACAGGUCUGAUUGCGCAGCAGCAGUGCGUUGGUCCAUUGCAGCUUCCCAUUAGCGACGUUGCUGUCAUGGCCCAGAGCCACCAGGACUUCACAGGCGUCGCAACAUCAAUCGGGGAGCAGCCAUUGAAGGGUCUUAUCAACCCUGAGGCGAUGGCAAGGCUGGCCUUAGGGGAGGCCCUGACAAACCUCGUUUGGGCACAAGUGACAGACAUGGGCCACAUCAAAGCCUCCAUAAACUGGAUGUACGCAGCAAAGAUGGGUGGAGAGGGAGCUGCCAUGUAUGAUGCAGCCUGCGCACUGAGGGAUGCGAUGAUCCAGCUUGAAGUUGCAUGUGAUGGGGGCAAGGACAGCUUGUCAAUGGCAGCGGCUGCGGGUGGUGAGACUGUGAUGGCUCCUGGCAAUUUGGUGGUGAGCGCAUAUGUGACCUGCCCAGACAUCACAAAAACUGUCUCCCCGGACCUCAAGCUUGGCGACGCAGGUGUGCUCGUGCAUGUUGAUAUGGCCGAUGGAAGGAGAAGACUUGGGGGUUCUAGCCUUGCACAGGCACUGAGUCAGAUCGGGGACAGCAGCCCAGACGUCGAUCCUGGAAUCUUGAAGGCUGCUUUCAAUGUCACACAACAGUUGGUAGCAGAGGGGCUGAUAUCAUCAGGCCACGAUGUCAGCGAUGGCGGCAUUGUUGCAUGCCUGUUGGAAAUGGCCUUUGCGGGCGACUGUGGAAUUGAGGUCAACUUGCCUUUGCCCACCCAAGAUCCUUGUGGGUCUUUUGCUGCACUGUUUGCGGAGGAGCUGGGGCUGGUCAUGGAAGUGGCUGCCAGCACGGUAGAUUCCGUUGUGCAGAGAUUUGUGGACGCCGGGGUUGUUUGCGAUGUGAUUGGCAAGGUAUGA
Molecule: messenger RNA, 2631 nt
Organism: Ostreobium quekettii
Lineage: Eukaryota; Viridiplantae; Chlorophyta; Ulvophyceae; Bryopsidales; Ostreobiaceae
Source: the annotation of a GenBank genome assembly